CAAAACGCCAUCGGCAGAUUUUAAAAAAUGGUAACUGGAUACGGGAGAUUGGAUUUCGGACGUUACGAUGUGACACUGCAAUUUCAUGUUUUAUUUCAAAAAUAUAAGUUUUAUUAAUUAUUUUGAGUUGUUUGAGUUCGCCCGCCCCACAGUUUUGGUGUCAGAUGUGGGAACGGCUCAAAAUUAAGUAGAAGACGGAAUACGACGCAAAGAUGAUGAGUUGAAGACGUGACCUUGACGAAGACGCUACCAGAAAACGAAGGAUUUUCCUAUUGAAGACAAUAUACGACGACUACAACGACGAUUACGAACGACGAACGACGACGACGAUGUCACCAAGAAAAAACCGACUACGACAAGACGACGAUGACCUCGCGGCAAAUAUGUGGCAUGGCGCCGGCAACGGUAUGUUACAUCUCACCGAAGGCCUCAUACCUAAGUUUACCGGUCAGGACAAGACCUACCCAGCGGCUAGGUGGGUCCAGGACGUUGAAGACAGUACGGAGCUCUGUGGUUGGACCCCAUUACAGCAGUUGCUGAUGGCAAGACGUUCGUUGGCGGGAACGGCAUUGCUAUGGUUCCGGGCGGAGCGAAUAUACAAGACUUGGGAUGAAUUUAAAGCUGCAGUUCUUAAGGAGUUUCCAGACAAUAUUGAUACUAAGACGAUACACGAGUUGAUGAGCUCCAGGUGUAAGAAACCGAGCGAGUCCUGCCUGGAAUACAUGUUCACAAUGAAAGAAUUGGGAAAACGCGGCAAGAUGCCCGACUACGUAGCAAUAAAGUACAUCGUGGAGGGAAUAAAAGAUCAAGAAGUUAAUAAAAUCAUGUUGUACGGCGUGAGUACCUACAGUGAGUUAAAAGAGAAGAUUAAAAUAUACGAACAACUAAAAGAAAAUAUGUCUGGUUCGAGCAAAGAAAAAGAAGCUAAGUCGAGGCACGUAGAUCACGAGAAGUCAAACAGGCGCCUGGCGUUUACAAGAUGUUUUAGCUGUGGAGAAAUGAGUCAUUCAUCGGCUGAGUGUCCGCAUAAAGACAAGGGUUUAAAAUGUUUCUGGUGCAACUCUUUUGGGCAUAUUUCAUCACAGUGCAAAACGCCACCAGCUACAACUUCACGCGGCAAGGACGACGGAAACGCAGCGGCGAGUAGCAGUGAAGUUGGCAACACGAAAAAACUUCACUCGAGUAACGCCGGUGGCGCCGCCAGCGGUGGGAAAAAGAGUUUCAUGUGUCACGCGAAUGUCACGAACUUCACUUCGGACGGCGGCAAUGACGUAAGCUGCGCCGACACUCGUACUGCAAUGACGAAUAAUAAUUAUCAGUGUUUGACAACUGUUAUGACGACUGCGAGACCAAACAUGAUUAAUAACAAGCCGUUGAAGCAAAUCUCCGUGUGCGGAAAGAACGAAAUCGCGUUGAUUGAUUCCGGUAGUGACGUAAAUCUUCUGACGAUCGAGUGCUACAGUGAAUUAAGUGCGCGGGAGCUUGUAGAAUGCGAUCCCGAUGAUAACAUAACUGGACUUGGCGGUGGUGUGAAAUGUUAUGGACAAGUUAAGUUAAAGUUGUUAAUUGACGGAUAUUGGUACAACGACAUGAAGUUUUUUGUUAUUAGCAAAGAUAAUAUACCAGUUCAUUUGUUUAGAAUGAUUAUCGGGCAAGAAUUACUGAAACAUUGUACGACAGUGUUGGAAGACGGCUUUGUUUUGAUUAUACCGCGUAUUCGCUGGGUGUAUACCAUACGUGUGGAUGACCCUUCUGUUAUAGGUAACGAGGUAAGCCCCGCGAUACGGGAAAAGGUGAACAACAUGGUACAGUCGUAUGUUCCAAGGAAGACGAAAGAGGCUCCGAUCAAGCUCAGGAUCGUGCUCAAGGACGACAUCCCUGUGGCUCAGCGGCCGAGGAGGUUGGCCCCAAGGGAGCAGCAGGAGGUAGACCAGCAGGUAGCUAAGUGGCUUGAAGACGGCAUAGUACAGAAAAUGAAGACGACGCUGUGAUCAGGCUGGCAGAAGUAUUGGAGGUGGCAGCUGAGUAUGGGCUGGACAUAAAUUGGAAGAAGUCACAACUGGUCCAAAGACAAGUCGAGUACCUGGGCCAUGUUAUCAAAGACGGACA
Messenger RNA from Cydia strobilella, 2109 nucleotides. RefSeq lists its product as uncharacterized. The coding region runs from base 330 to 1991 and encodes 553 amino acids. The record is from RefSeq and is a predicted model, not a curated record. Gene Ontology annotation, molecular function: aspartic-type endopeptidase activity; zinc ion binding; nucleic acid binding. The transcript is spliced from 2 exons. Lineage: Eukaryota; Metazoa; Arthropoda; Insecta; Lepidoptera; Tortricidae. Gene Ontology annotation, biological process: proteolysis.